AUUUCAUAUCAUAACAAAUCUACCCGGCUUUGUCUUCUCAACGUCUUCCAUCCAGUAACAAUGAGGACCCAGGUUACGCUGCUGCUCAUCUGCAUGAUUUCUUCAGGAGCACUGUCACUGCAAUGUUAUCCACCUAUAUACAAUUACACGGCGUCUCGCUAUGAAGCCACGGAGUGUACCAAUACGUGUGCGAGAACAACAACUUCUGUGGACAUCUAUAUCAUUGGUGGUGCAGCUGGUCUAGCGCUCAUAUCUGAGGAUGAUAUUUUGUUUUGCGGAUCGCCAGAGCAGUGUGUAAACUCGAGUAUGAACAUCGGUAUGGUGAAAAUCGCCAACAAUACCCAAUGUUGCCGUACUCCUUUAUGCAACAACAAAGCCCUGCCAGCUAUGCCGCAGCAGCCUACCAACGGGAAACGUUGUUACACCUGUAGUGACAAUGACUGCUCUCGACAACUGCGGUGUGAGGGAGCUGAAGAUCGCUGUAUCACUGCAACAGUUACUCAAGGAGUUAAUGUAAUGACCUUGAAAGGGUGCACAACCAAGAACAACUGCAAUAUUACUCUACUAAACUCACAUGGGCUCAUCAUAACAGAUGCGGAGUGUUGUGAGGGGAACCUGUGUAACGAUGCUGAGAACUUCAUGCUGAGUUUCCUCCUCAUGUUCGUCCCUCUGCUCUCCACCGUCCUCUUCUACUGAAAUGUCAGCCUGGGAAAACCCUUCAUGUGGUCAUAUGACAUUUUCUACUAUAUAGAUAUCUGUAAACUGCAGGAUUAUCUUUCACUUUUGCAUGUUUCUCGGCCAGACGUACGUGUGAGUAGAAUUUAAAAGUAGUAAGUAGAAAGAAAACAGAGAAUAUUUCAUUUAAAAUUUUCUUCCCAAGUGCUACUACUUAAGUACCUCUAUCAACUGAUUAACAAAAAAAAACAAAAACAAAAAAAAUGAUUGGCAAAUUGUAUAGAAUUAUAAGUCCGAAGCUGGAAAUGAAUUCUCACUUCGACUUUCAGAAUCAUCCACACCAGUCUCUGUCUCAUCACCUGAGGUAAAAGUCACACAUGAUCUCAUUAUUAUCUCUAAACUCCAUUAUCAUCUUUAUGAAUGUUAUGCUAACAUCUGUAUGGAAAUUCAUUUCUCAUC
Molecule: messenger RNA, 1134 nt
Organism: Ictalurus furcatus (blue catfish)
Lineage: Eukaryota; Metazoa; Chordata; Actinopteri; Siluriformes; Ictaluridae
Product: urokinase plasminogen activator surface receptor-like
Exons: 5
Coding region: 61-696 (211 amino acids)
Source: RefSeq, a predicted model, not a curated record